Molecule: messenger RNA, 816 nt
Organism: Mercenaria mercenaria
Lineage: Eukaryota; Metazoa; Mollusca; Bivalvia; Venerida; Veneridae
Exons: 7
Coding region: 76-768 (230 amino acids)
Source: RefSeq, a predicted model, not a curated record
UUAAGAUCUAAAGCCUUAUCUACGAUAAAACUUGAUUUGACACACAUUAAACAUUACGUUCCUAAAGCGAAGACAAUGAAAACUUCUGUUGGAAUUGUAGUUACUAAAUCCGUUUUGCUCCUGCUGCAUUUGCUCCUGAUCGGCACCAAUGCACUGCGAUGCUAUGAAUGCCAGGACGUCAUGCAAAUACAGGACUGUCGGCGAAUAGUGGAAUGUAAUCUAGGACAAAAAUGCUUUUACCACAAUAAAAACCCAAGAUUUGAGCUAAGAUGUAUGAACGAAAUACAAUGUGCAGCCGUGACGUCAUUUUUGUCACACUCCGCUCAGAAUGGUCUCAGUCAAAAUCGGAUUGGUUGUUGCAGUCACUCGGAUUUAUGUAACGGUGUAGACAAUAGUUCACAAACAACUCAUGUUCCUACAACAGCUCAUUCAUGGACGACAACUCCACUUCCUAAAAUUGUCAUUAACGCCCCUGACAAAGCUGCAUAUGAAAGUAUGGUUCAACUGUCAUGUGUGACUAUACCACCGGCAGAGAGAUAUUCUUGGAAAUUCAAUGGAACUUCUACUUUGCCUGCCGGGGUGUCUGCUGUUCAGUAUACACCAAAUCAGGGUGCUGUCGCAGGAACAGAUGUUUUGACCAUUGUCAAAAUAGACGCGACAUCUUUCGGAACUUACACAUGCGCCGGAUCUAUACACGGCCAAAUGGUGCAAUUCUCACAUUUCAUCAGUAUAAUGCCUGAAACAAUACCGGCUGUUUUGACAGGAUAAAGUGCAUUCUGACUAUGAUCUUUAAAAUAAUAAACUUUACAAAACCUA